Helobdella robusta is the source of this 288-nucleotide messenger RNA. RefSeq lists its product as hypothetical. The record is from RefSeq and is a predicted model, not a curated record. The transcript has a single exon. The annotation marks the transcript as partial. NCBI's taxonomy places the organism in Eukaryota, Metazoa, Annelida, Clitellata, Rhynchobdellida, Glossiphoniidae. Gene Ontology annotation, molecular function: protein dimerization activity.
AUUGAUUUGUGUAAAUGGAUAAGAUUGAAUGACUUGCAGUGUGUAUAUCCAAAUGUAGACAUUGCACUUCGGAUGUACACUUGUACUCCUGCUGCAAACUGUUCGGCCAAGCGAUCUUUUUCUUGUUUAAAGCGCGUUAAAAACUAUUUGCGUUUGACAAUUUCCGAAGAAAGGUUAAAUUAUCUUGCAAUUCUAUGCAUCGAAAAAACAAUUUUGCAAGAUUUAGACAUUAAUUUCGUUAUUGAUGAAUUUUCGCGUAGGAAGGCACGUCGUAAAGUUUUGAAAUAA